AUGCACAAUUACGAUAAAAUGGAGAAGAUUGGAGAGGGGACAUAUGGAACGGUGUUUAAAGCCAGAAACAAGAGUAGUGGUGAGAUCGUGGCGCUGAAAAGGGUCAGAUUGGAUGAUGAUGAUGAGGGAGUGCCCAGCUCAGCUUUGCGAGAAAUUUGCAUCCUUCGAGAGCUCAAACAUAGGAAUGUGGUCCGUUUAUACGAUGUGGUCCAUUCGGAGAACAAACUAACACUGGUUUUCGAGUUUUGCGAUCAGGAUUUGAAGAAGUUCUUCGACUCGUUGAAUGGUUAUAUGGAUGCGCAGACCGCCCGUUCCCUAAUGCUGCAACUGCUUCGUGGUCUCUCAUUCUGUCACUCGCACCACGUCCUCCAUCGUGAUCUAAAACCCCAAAAUCUGCUAAUCAACACAAAUGGGACACUGAAAUUGGCGGAUUUCGGUCUUGCGAGGGCAUUCGGUGUCCCUGUGAGAUGUUUCAGUGCAGAAGUCGUUACCCUAUGGUACCGCCCGCCAGACGUGCUUUUUGGCGCCAAAUUAUACAAUACUUCCAUUGAUAUGUGGUCCGCCGGAUGCAUUUUUGCAGAAAUCUCCAACGCCGGCCGCCCACUAUUCCCCGGCGCCGAUGUCGAUGAUCAGCUGAAGCGGAUUUUCAAACAGUUGGGAAGUCCAACUGAGGAGAGUUGGCCAUCGAUUAGUCAGUUGCCGGAUUAUAAGCCAUUCCCAACCUACAAUCCGACACUGACUUGGAGCCAAAUCGUACCCAAUUUGAAUACUCGUGGACGUGAUCUUCUGCAGAAGCUUCUUGUGUGCAAUCCGGCUGGAAGAAUCGAUGCGGACACGGCCCUACGUCAUGCCUACUUUGCGGACACCUCCGAUGUCUAG
Messenger RNA from Caenorhabditis briggsae, 879 nucleotides. RefSeq names its product Protein CBR-CDK-5 (gene Cbr-cdk-5). The transcript has 6 exons. Gene Ontology annotation, cellular component: cytoplasm; nucleus. The record is from RefSeq and is a predicted model, not a curated record. Lineage: Eukaryota; Metazoa; Nematoda; Chromadorea; Rhabditida; Rhabditidae. Bases 1 to 879 code for a protein of 292 amino acids. Gene Ontology annotation, molecular function: cyclin-dependent protein serine/threonine kinase activity; ATP binding. Gene Ontology annotation, biological process: neuron apoptotic process; axonogenesis; synaptic vesicle transport.